AUGUGGGAAUGCCUCAAAGAAUGUUUUCUUAGUGUCUUUACAUGUUCGCGGUUAAACUUCUGUCGAUGGGUAAAAACAUUCUGGACACAAAAUGGUUUGCUUACUCUUUCGGUUCUUUCUGUUGUAACGGGGUGCCUUAUUGGAUUUUUACUCAGAAUACUGGAGCUCAGCGAUUUGGAAAAACAAUACUUUUCCUUCCCUGGGGAAUUGCUAAUGAGAAUGCUCAAGAUGUUAAUUCUACCUCUUAUUACUUCCAGUUUAAUGUCUGGAUUAGCAACAAUGGAUUCAAAAGUUUGCGGAAGAAUGGGUCUCAUUACUAUCACAUAUUACCUAUGGACAACAUUUCUGGCUGUUGCAUUAGGAAUCAUAUUGGUGAUUUGCAUUCAUCCUGGUGCUGCAGCACAAAAGGAGGAUCAUAUUGUCGGAAAACCUGUUCUAAGUUCUGCAGAUGCUUUGCUAGAUUUAAUAAGAAAUAUGUUUCCUGCCAACCUGAUAGAAGCUUCUUUCCAACAGUACAGAACUAUUUUAGUUCCAAUUGUCAAAACUCAAGAUACUCGCCAAGUGGCCAGAAAGCCAAUUAAUUUUGUGUACUUUGCUCCAGAUGAAAAAAAUCCAUUGAUUCAUCAAUCUUUGAUCUUAGAAAUUACACCAUCUCCUGAUGUGAAAUACAAAACUUUGCCUGGGACAAAUACAGAAAUGAAUGUUUUAGGAAUUGUAAUUUUUUCUGCUACAAUAGGUCUCCUGCUAGGUAAGAUGGGUGAAAGAGGAACUCCAUUAGUCAAUGUGUGUCAAUGUCUGAAUGAAGCAGUAAUGAAAAUUGUUGCAGUUGCAGUUUGGUACUUUCCGUUUGGAAUAGUUUUCCUGAUUGCUGGGAAAAUUUUGGAAAUGGAGGACCCAUCUGUAAUUGGGAGGAAGCUGGGACUCUAUGCUAUAACAGUUAUGGCUGGACUAAUAAUACAUGGUGUAGUGCUUCUACCACUAUUAUACCUUAUUAUUACCAAGAAAAACCCAUUUUCAUUUAUAAAAGGAAUACUCCAGGCUCUUCUAAUUGCUCUUGCCACUUCCUCAAGUUCUGCAACUCUACCGAUAACACUAAAAUGCCUUUUAGAAAAUAAUAAAAUAGACCGGCGUGUGGCCAGAUUUGUUCUUCCAGUUGGUGCUACUAUCAAUAUGGAUGGCACUGCAUUGUAUGAAGCUGUGGCUGCAAUAUUUAUUGCCCAAGUGAAUGAGUAUGAUCUAGAUUUAGGACAAAUCAUUACAAUAAGCAUAACAGCUACAGCAGCAAGCAUUGGGGCUGCAGGUAUACCACAGUCGGGACUGGUCACCAUGGUGAUUGUGCUGACAUCAGUUGGACUACCUACUGAUGACAUUACGCUGAUUGUUGCAGUCGAUUGGGCUUUAGAUCGGUUUAGAACAAUGACCAAUGUCCUUGGAGAUGCUUUGGCUGCUGGGGUUGUAGCUCACGUGUGUCGGCAAGAUUUUGCUGCUAAUCCAGAAACGGGAUGGACUAGGGAAACAACAGGAUCCAUCGCUGCCGGGAGAGCCACCCAAGCUGAGGAUCCUGCUUCAGGAACCGGAUCUGUCUGUUGAAACAACACCAUUACAACUGUCUUCAAAUGAUCCACAGCAACAAGGUGAUUGUCAGAUUAUGGAGAUGAUUGAAGAAUCACGAUAUGAGAAAAGAAGAAUCCAGUUUAAUAUCUGUCAGGUGUAACACAAGCACACAUUA
Hyla sarda is the source of this 1729-nucleotide messenger RNA. RefSeq names its product excitatory amino acid transporter 5-like. NCBI's taxonomy places the organism in Eukaryota, Metazoa, Chordata, Amphibia, Anura, Hylidae. Bases 1 to 1590 code for a protein of 529 amino acids. The record is from RefSeq and is a predicted model, not a curated record. Gene Ontology annotation, biological process: L-glutamate transmembrane transport. Gene Ontology annotation, cellular component: plasma membrane. Gene Ontology annotation, molecular function: glutamate:sodium symporter activity; L-glutamate transmembrane transporter activity; neutral L-amino acid transmembrane transporter activity. The transcript has 12 exons.